Orycteropus afer afer is the source of this 1566-nucleotide messenger RNA. Its product is annotated as serine/threonine-protein kinase DCLK1. The transcript is spliced from 16 exons. NCBI's taxonomy places the organism in Eukaryota, Metazoa, Chordata, Mammalia, Tubulidentata, Orycteropodidae. Bases 1 to 1566 code for a protein of 521 amino acids. Gene Ontology annotation, biological process: protein phosphorylation. Gene Ontology annotation, molecular function: ATP binding; protein kinase activity. The record is from RefSeq and is a predicted model, not a curated record.
AUGUUAGAAGUCAUAGAAGUUAAUGGGACCCCUGGUAGCCAGCUGUCCACUCCGCGCUCCGGGAAGUCCCCGAGUCCGUCGCCCACCAGCCCGGGAAGCCUCCGGAAGCAGAGGAGCUCUCAGCAUGGCGGAUCCUCGACCUCCCUCGCCUCCACCAAAGUCUGUAGCUCCAUGGACGAGAGCGACGCGCCCGGGGAAGAAGCGGUGGAGGAAGGCCUACAGAUCCCCGCCACCAUCACAGAGCGAUACAAGGUUGGGAGGACGAUAGGAGACGGGAAUUUCGCUGUUGUCAAAGAGUGUGUGGAAAGGUCAACCGCUAGGGAAUAUGCUCUGAAAAUUAUCAAGAAAAGCAAAUGUCGAGGCAAGGAGCACAUGAUACAGAACGAGGUGUCUAUCCUAAGAAGAGUGAAGCACCCCAACAUUGUGCUUCUGAUCGAGGAGAUGGAUGUGCCAACGGAACUGUACCUCGUCAUGGAAUUAGUGAAGGGAGGGGACCUUUUUGAUGCCAUCACGUCCACCAACAAAUACACGGAGCGAGACGCCAGCGGGAUGCUGUACAACCUGGCCAGCGCCAUCAAGUACCUGCACAGUCUGAACAUCGUUCACCGCGACAUCAAGCCCGAGAACCUGCUGGUCUACGAGCACCAGGAUGGCAGCAAGUCACUGAAGCUGGGUGACUUUGGGCUGGCGACCAUUGUGGACGGUCCCCUGUACACGGUCUGUGGCACCCCAACAUACGUGGCACCAGAAAUCAUUGCUGAAACUGGGUACGGCCUCAAGGUGGACAUCUGGGCCGCUGGCGUGAUCACCUAUAUCCUGCUUUGUGGCUUCCCUCCAUUCCGUGGGAGUGGUGACGACCAGGAAGUACUGUUUGAUCAGAUUCUCAUGGGUCAAGUGGACUUCCCUUCUCCGUACUGGGACAACGUGUCUGAUUCCGCUAAGGAACUCAUCACCAUGAUGCUGUUGGUGGACGUGGACCAGCGGUUCUCAGCCCUGCAGGCCCUGGAACACCCCUGGGUGAACGAUGACGGCCUCCCGGAAAACGAGCACCAGCUGUCAGUAGCGGGGAAGAUAAAGAAGCAUUUCAACACAGGCCCCAAGCCCAACAGCACGGCGGCCGGAGUCUCGGUCAUAGCACUGGACCACGGGUUCACCAUCAGGAGAUCAGGGUCUUUGGACUACUGCCAGCAACCAGGAAUGUAUUGGAUAAGCGCGGCUGACGGCAGCCGCGACCUCCGCCAACGGAGCGCGGCCAUCCCUUCGUGGAGGCUGGAGCAGUACGAGGCCCUCCCUGCCUAUCCCAGAGUCCAGGGGGACGCCACCAUGAGAAGGAGCUCCACGGGCCACCCAGAGAGCUACGACUGCUUCCUGCCGCCAAGACACCGGAUCAAAGAAGCCCUGACCACCGCUCUUGAUAAGGAGAGGCAGGUUUUCCGACGAAGACGCCACCAGGAUGUGAGGGCCCGGUACAAGGCGCAGCCGGCCCCCCCGGAACUCAACUCAGAAUCGGAAGACUACUCUCCAAGUUCAUCCGAGACUGUGCGCUCCCCAAACUCGCCCUUUUAA